AUGGAGAUUUCCUGUUCUUCAUCAUAUUCCCUCGCUUUCUUCAUCUCUUUGCUCAUAACUACUGGAAUCGCCAUCGCCAACUCACAACCUGUUCUCAACUCGCUGGAGCAAGAAUCGGUCUACCGAGUCCUUGAAUCGCUCAACUCCGACAUCCCAUGGCGCUCUCUCUUCCCUGACGACCUCUGCUCCUCCGCUCCACACGGCGUCGUUUGCGGCUACACCACCGUCCCAACCGCCACCGACGACGGAGCUGUAAACAUCCUCGAACUUAGUUUCGGGUACGUUUCUGACCACAACCCAAACCCGCCUUGUAACCCGAACUCCACGAUUCACGACCCGUUUAUGUUCUCUUCCUUUCCUUACCUUCGAAAGCUCUUCUUCUACAACUGUUUCACAACCCGACCCGUUUCUUUACAGACCUUCUCAACUCUCGGAUCUUCUCUUGAAGAACUUGUUUUCAUAGAAAACCCGAGUCUUUUCGGAUCUUUGACUGAAUCCAUUAGUAACAUGACGAGCUUGAAGAGGUUGGUUAUCACCGGAACUAAUGUCUCCGGCGAAAUCCCAGAUGGGUUUGGUGGGUUAUUGAAUCUUGAAGAAGCUACACUUUCACGGAAUAGAUUCACCGGAAUCGUACCGGAAAACGUGUCAAAUCUCAAGAAUCUAAAGAUUCUUGAUCUCAGCCAAAAUGGGUUUGACGGCAAACUUCCGGCAUCCAUCGGAGAGCUGCAGAACCUUAUAAAACUCGAUUUGAGUUUGAAUCUUUUUUCCGGCGAAUUUCCUGCGAGCAUGAAGGAUCUAAAGUGUUUGGAGCUUUUGGAUUUGAGUUAUAACCGAUUUACGAACUCCGGGAUACCCAUUUUCUUAUCGGAGAUGAGUAAAUUGAAGGGGUUGUAUUUGAGUGGGAAUGAAUUAGGAGGGGUGAUUCCUGACAUUUGGGAAAACAUGAGGGGUAUAAAUGGAAUUGGGUUUUCAGGGGUAGGGCUGUUUGGUAAUAUUCCAUCUUCAAUAGGGGUAUUUUUGGGAAACUUAACAUAUUUGGGUCUUGAUGACAACCACCUAAGUGGUGGGGUACCUUUGGAGCUUGAAAGGUUGGCAAUGGUGAAUGAAUUGAAUUUGAAGAACAACAAUUUGAGUGGGAGACUUCCAUUUUCUGCUAAUUUUGUUUCAAGGGUUGGAAGGAAGCUAAGGGUAGAAGGGAACCCUGAAUUGUGUGUGGAUGUAGGGGCAAUUAAGUCAUUUUCCAAAGUUCAUGGAAGUUUGGAUGAGUUGAAGGUAUGCAAUAAUAGGGUUGCAAAUUCCAGAUUUACCCUUCUCCAUGUUACUAGUAGUUCCAUUUCUGUUAGUCGUCAAAUUCCUUAUCUAGUAACAGUCUUUCUUUUGGUUGUCAUUAUGUAG
Molecule: messenger RNA, 1395 nt
Organism: Cynara cardunculus var. scolymus (artichoke)
Lineage: Eukaryota; Viridiplantae; Streptophyta; Magnoliopsida; Asterales; Asteraceae
Product: piriformospora indica-insensitive protein 2
Exons: 1
Coding region: 1-1395 (464 amino acids)
Cellular component (GO): plasma membrane
Molecular function (GO): protein binding
Source: RefSeq, a predicted model, not a curated record